AUGGCCUCGAACCCGCAAAAUAGGACGGCAACCAGCCUGGACAGCAGCAGCCGCGACGGUGAUCUGGUCGGGAGGAAGGUUGGCAGUCGCGAUGGAAGGUCCGGCGGAGCUUUGGUCCAUGGCCAUGGCGUCCUGCACGGGAACAGAGAGGGAGAGAGAAAGGAGGAGGAGGGCGCUACCGCGCUGGGCACGGCUGACCGACAGAGGAGGUCGGCGGCGGCCUGCAGGAGCGCAGGCGGUGACCGGAGGCGGGGUGAAUGUGGGGGAAGCGCAAGGGAGGAGCGGCGAUGCGAGCGCCUCCUCCUCUGUCCCUCUAUCCCUAACCCUAACCCAGGCGACGGCGCCGUUGCCCGCGGCUCUCCCUUCACCGACGGCGCCAUCUGGUCCGAGUCCGAGCUGGAGGAGCACGUGUACGUCGGGGAGGCAGCAAGGCCAGCACGCCGUCGGUCCGUCCUUCCCUGGUUCCUCACCGAGCGCCACGAAGAGGAAAAGAUAAUGGUGAAGGAGAAGGGGAAUGAGAAGGGAAAGGGUGCUGGUAAGGAGAAUGCGAAGGCGAAGGCAAAGGAGAAAAGCGUGAAUUACCUAAAGUGGGCCUUUGGAGAACUAUAUGGAGAAGGAAGUACGAGGUUUAGGACUGAGAUCAAAAUCGUGGAGAAAGAGUUGGCGGCCUUGUAUGACAAAUGUGUUGCUCAAGAUAAGCGAGCUGGAAAUGGAGAAAGUUCAUCUUCCUCUACAAACAUUCCUAGUAUCCCGGUUCAAGCUGGGUACGAGUCCUUCUUAUCGUCUCGUUCAACAAGAAUAUCAAAGAGUGAGUUGAGGAACUACUUAGAGGAUCAGAUUGCCGCUCGCGACAAGGCUCUUGAUCUUCUUGGUUGGUGGAAAGACAAUGCUCCUAGGUACCCAAUUAUGGCCAAGAUAGCCAGGAGGUUCCUUACUAUCCCGGCUACCUCCGUGUCUUCGGAAUCUACCUUCAGCACGACCGGAAGGAUUUUAGAUGACUAUAGGAGUUCGUUAAAACCGGUUAUGGUGGAGGCAUUAGUUUGUGGUGCAAGUUAUAUCAAGGGUGCUCACAUUGACUUGAAUCUGGUGCCGAGGGAUGAGAAUGAAGAGGAUGAUGUUGAGAACAUCAAGUUACCCAUUGUGGUGGAGGAGAUCAACGAUUGGUAA
Molecule: messenger RNA, 1167 nt
Organism: Triticum aestivum (bread wheat)
Lineage: Eukaryota; Viridiplantae; Streptophyta; Magnoliopsida; Poales; Poaceae
Exons: 6
Coding region: 1-1167 (388 amino acids)
Molecular function (GO): protein dimerization activity
Source: RefSeq, a predicted model, not a curated record